Molecule: messenger RNA, 2461 nt
Organism: Scophthalmus maximus (turbot)
Lineage: Eukaryota; Metazoa; Chordata; Actinopteri; Pleuronectiformes; Scophthalmidae
Exons: 4
Coding region: 180-584 (134 amino acids)
Molecular function (GO): 2 iron, 2 sulfur cluster binding
Source: RefSeq, a predicted model, not a curated record
CAGCGCGCGCUCGCGGCGCUGAGCGUGGCACCAGGCGGCCUGGUGGUCGUCAACGGAACACUUGCGCAGAGCGAUCUGCCCAAUGCGUUUGCACCGGUGGAAAAAGGAAAAAAAAGAGAGCCAUGUAGGAGCGCCAGUUAGAAGGGGGGGAGAAAAAGCAGUUAAUUUCGCCGUUCUUUAUGGCGUCUGGCUGCGGAGACGAAGAGGGAACCACGGAGGGCGUUUCGUGGAGGCUCAUAGGCCCGGCCUCGGAGCUUUCCAAGAAGCGCUGCCGUCUCAUGUACUCCUCCCUCGGCCGCGACUCCGACGUCUGCCUCUUCUGCGUGAAGGGGGAGUUUUUCGCCAUGGACGCGCGCUGUUCGCACUCCGGUGGUCCUCUGUGUGAGGGGGACAUCGAGGAGGCGGAUGGGGUCCUGCAGGUCUUCUGUCCGUGGCACGAUUAUGACUUUGACCUCAGGACGGGCAAGUCAGGGACCUCAUUACAGCAACAAGUGUUUGAGGUCAAACUGGAGGACGGCAACGUGCACGUGAAACACGCCAGUCGUCUCUCCUUGCUGCCUUUCCCUGCAGAUCAGAAAAGAUAGACAACCUCAGCCCGGCUGCCUCAUCCUUCAGCCCUCGAACUGUUUCUGCUUUGAUUGCCAUGCACUCAGGACGAUAUCAAGUCGACUGUCUGAAGAGGACAUGACAUCAUCAAAUUGAAUUUUUCUCGCUGGAUUUCCAGGGAGAGACUCAUCACAGACGCUGGGCGUGGAGCUCACUGCUGACCUUGAUAACACAUUGAACAGUGGUAAAAAUGCAACACAAAAACAUUUUGUUUUCCCUAGCAGAUUUCAUUUAACCAACCAGCAUAUUUGAUUAUUGGUUUUAUAAAAUUGUUUGUCUACUGAUAAUUGUGAAGGAUAUCAAGGGAUUCCUGCAGAUGAUAAUAUUAUAACAUCUUAUGGAAAUAUUACUGUGUGAAUAUUUUUUCCCCUUAACUACCCAGUCUUUGCAAUAAUCAUAAUUCAUUGUGGAAGAAUUCCCUUGCAGCCAGAAAUUAAGUCUUCUUCUGUGUUAUUACUGCAGAUGCAGUGGGAGUCAGUACAAUACACAAAAUGCAGUGCUGAUGUGUCAAUUUGAAAAUGCAAUUGCAAUAGACACUAUGAAUAAAACAUAUAGUAGAGAUUAAUAAAAACUUAAGAAUGGUGUCUUGAGGUUAAGACAUGAUAUGCAGUUGCAAAUUAUCACUUUUUAAUCUGUAAAAAUUUGGAUGGGCAAAAAUGAGCACAAUGUAUAUUGGAACAAGCCGUACAUGUGUCUCGAUUUUUGUCACCAAGAAAUGAUGACGCAUGACAACAGUUCCUUCAACCACUCCCAAAUAAACUGCUGCACGUUCAUUAUUUCCCAUGAUGCUUUACCUUGUCCUCAACAAGCACUAUCUGUAGUCUCCAACUGCUUACCUCACAGACACAGUCCCACUUGCUGUGUUGUGGCCUUUGGAUAAAUGUGGACACCUAUUCCAUUGAUGUCCUGCAAUAGAAACUCUUUCACUUUUCAACCUACAUAGAGUUUCGGCAAGAAGAACACACAUGAAGGGCAGUGCCAUUACGACUGUAGCCGUUCUGGUGUUGAGGUGUCUCCAUCAGCAUUUCUCUCCAUUCCUGGCCUGUUCACAAACAGGUUAGUCCGUUACUGACGCAAUGGGAUUCAAAAGGAAUGGUUAGCAAGGCGCCGGAGGAAGGUUCAUGACCUGAAAUGCACCGGUGCUUCAUGAGAAAUGUGUUUUUCUAGCCUUGUGUGUGUGUGUGUGUGUGUGUGUGUGUGUGUGUGUGUGUGUGUGUGUGUGUUUUCUUUAUUCCUUCAUGGUGAGAACAGUGACCAACUGUUUUCUGUCAGUGACAGUGUGGCUCAACGCUCUUGUUUUCCUCCAUGCUGCGUUCCCCGUUGUUCACCUUUUAUUACAGUAAUAAUUCCUCUGCAUAAGACUGUCUGUUAUGUGCGGCAGAGGUCUCACUGUGUGCAUUAUAAUUCAUUACCUGGAGGGUAAUGGGAAUGCGUUCUGGAGAUGCAGCUCUUUUUUAUCAGUGGAAAGGUCAAAGUAAACAUUGUGCAGGAUUCUGGACCACCAUUCAAGUCAGACUUUUCCUAAAUGUUUCCUAAAUUAUUGUUCAGCUAAAAAAAAAUACUUGUUAUUUGUUCCUUUCUUGUUUUUUGUGAACUAUGUAUCUGCAAUGUAUGUCAAAAAUAUCUGCACAGUGCACAUUGCAUACACUAAUUGUCGAUUGUAAGUUGUUAUAUUUGUUGAAGUUAUGAAACUUCUUUUCAUUUGUAUUAUUUAAUUUACAAAUUAAAUUAUGUUAGCACCAUUGUAAUGUAUUUAUAAUAAAAUGGGCCAACACUUAUGUUUCUUAUUCAGAUAAUAAUUUCUUGAGAAAUGUGAAAUUGUUAAACUUUUAUUAGUUUUCAGUGUGUCCUGAAU